UCGUCCGUAUUCGUAACUUCGGAGGCAGAAUAAAUUCGUUUUGCUACUACACUGCUACUUUUGAUGACUGUUUCUGUUUCCAUUUCGUGUCUACUGUGCAAGUUCACGAAUAAAUUGUGUACUUUUGUGAAGUGCAUUAUAAAAUGACCUAAAUUGUGUAUUGUGAGCUUUUUCUAACGAGUACGGAAUUAAAUAACUAAAAGGAAAUCGUGGAAAGCGAUAUGAUACUCUGCUUGGCAGUGUUCUAAGAUUGUGUUCAUAUCGUGAAAAUUUUAUACUGUGCCUGAUAAACUAAUUGAGAUGGCUUCAAAACCAACUAAUCAGAAACGGAGGAACAAUGAGAAGAGAAAGGAGAAGUCUCGGGUGGCAGCGCGAUGUCGUCGCAAUAAGGAGAUGCAGAUUUUCACGGAACUGACGGCUGCACUUCCGGCCAAGAAGGAGGAGGUUGAACAACUCGACAAGGCCUCCGUAAUGCGCCUGGCGAUAUCUUACCUGCGCGUGCGCGACGUUGUUUCAAUGCUUCCAACAGACAGCACAGAACAGCCCAAAAUUGAGAAUCCUGAAGGGUUGGAGGAUGUAUCUUCAGAGUUGUCGUAUAUGAAGGCACUGGACGGAUUCCUUUUCGUGCUGUCGCAACAAGGGGACAUUGUUUACUGCAGUGAAAAUGUUGCCGAUCACCUGGGAGUGUCUCAGAUGGAGAUAAUGGGUCAGAGCGUGUUUGAAUUCAGUCACCCGUGUGACCACGACGAGAUUCGCGAAGCACUUCGUUCGAACGGCAGCGGUCGACGUGACUUCUUGCUUCGUUUAAAAUGCACGCUCACCAGCAAGGGCAGAAAUGUGCAUUUGAAAUCAGCUUCAUAUAAGGUUAUACACAUCACCGGGCACAUGCAAACUCCAGAGGACAACGAUAAACCUCAGGAGCACAACAAUAACCAAGAGAAAGAAGACAAAAAGGACGGCGAAGACAAGAAACCUUUGAAGAACGGAUCCCUUAUCGCUGUGGGGAGACCCAUUCCUCAUCCAGCCAAUAUCGAGAUCAUAUUGGAUAGCAAAACAUUCCUGUCCAAACACAGCCUGGAUAUGAAGUUUACUUACACUGAUGACGCAUUGAAGAAUGCACUCGGAUACGAGCCGGACGAUCUUGUCGGCCGCGCAUUGUACGAGUACCAUCAUGCGGCCGACAGCGCUGCUAUGGUUCAACAAUUCAAGUCAUUGUUUUCCAAAGGACAAUGCGAAACCGGUCAAUACCGCUUCCUGGCCAAGACCGGUGGAUACGUUUGGGUCCAGACCCAGGCGACUCUCAUCACGGACAAACAGCAGAAGCCCGUCAGCGUAGUCUGUGUCAACUACAUCAUAAGCGGUAUCGAGUGCAAAGAUGAGGUGUUUGCUGCACACCAAGUGCAGCACGCGGACCUGAAACCUGUUGUCGUACAGACCACAGCAAAUUCGACCACUGCAGUCUGCCCACCCAUUGAAGUUGCGAACGGUACACUAGUACCCACUCCACUUCCAGAAGAAGAACGCCCUAUACCGGUUACAGAGCUUAUAUUUGCGCCGAGAAAGAAAGAAAUGAAUAAAGGCUUUCUCAUGUUUUCGUCAGACGAGGGUCUUACAAUGCUUAAAGACGAGCCGGAAGAUCUGACUCAUUUGGCACCAACGGCCGGUGACACUUGUAUCCCUCUUGAAAACAGCUCCUUCUUAUUUGAUGAAUUUAUACUUAAUGACAAUUACUGCAGUUUGUUGGGUGAAGAUCUGGCUAAUGCAUCUCCGGAUUCUCUAACUACUGAUUCCUUGGUAUUGUCUUCACCUGAAUCACAGGAGACUGAAUCAUCAUGCGAACAGUCAUCGUUACUAACAGAGUUAUCUCUAGAUGCUUUCGAUAGCACAAGGUCUGAUAACGAUAUCAAUGAUGAAAAUUCGCCUUUUAUUCCAAUGAGCGAUGAGCUCCCUGUGCUGGAACCAGCAGUUAUGUGGGGUGCAUUGCCUGACAAUGUGAGUUUGGCGAGACCACAGCCACCUGAAACAUAUACAAACUCGCCAGCGCCAGCCUUACAGCGUUUACUCGCGUCACCGAACACAGGCCCACCACCACAGGAUCUCAUAUCAAAUAUUUACUCAGACCAAGGUAUAAUUCCAAGUAGAAGUAUUGCGCCAUGGGACACAGGGAUUAAGAGAGUAAUGAAACAAGAAGAGGUGCCGAAAGCAAAACGUGCCAAGCGCAGUUCCUCGCCGCCAGAAUCAGUUUCCUCGACGAGUAAACAGUCCUCCAGUGUCCUCAUGAACCUUCUGGAUAUACCUCAGCAACCACCGCCGCAAAACAAUGUUCAACGCGACUUUCAUGCUGGCGUCAACCACCAGAAGAUGUCCAUACAGAAGCCCAUCGACAGAAACUGUAUACCACUACCCGUUAUAAAUAUACAAACCGUCAUAAAUAAGCCGAUGCCGUGCACAAAUCCUAUAUCAAACUUAAUGAAAAUGGGUAACAACGUCAUGUCCCCUCUAAGUCUCAACAUAGGUAGUCCUAUGUACUCACUACCGUCAAGUCCAAACACAUCUAACUACAGCCCGGCAGUAAGUCCAGCUCAGAGAGUUUUAAGUCCUUAUUCCACUCCGCAAUCCAUGUCGCCUGUGGGUAAAUUUAACCAAAUGUACAGCCCUAAUAGAAUUUUAUCCCCGGCUGGUGUGAUACAUGGUAGUGAUCCCUACCUGUCAAAUAAGAUGCAGGCCAGUCCAAAUUUCCCCAUGCCAACUGGCGAUUUGUUACUGGACUCUAAUGGGUCUCUUACAGCUGACUUUUGGGCUGAUUCAGAAUUACUGCAAGGCACUAACGACCUACUGUCCGCAUUUGACGACGUAAAAUUAGCCUAAUGCUUCUAGAAGGCAAUUCGAGUGAUUUCUACUGAAGGUUUGAUAAUAAAACGAUUUAUUAUACAACCAAUUGAAUCAGUAACUUUCAUUAUUGCUUUCGUUUUGUGUUCACUUUAAAUUUUAUUGUCAUUUGUACACAAAUAUUCUUCAGAGAAUUGUUUAAUUAAAAUAAAUUCAGUAGGAAUCACUCGAAUGGAAUAAAACAAAGGAAUUCUACAUGCAAAAAAUACUUAUUAAAGGAAUUCCGCGCUGAGUAUUCCACUCUCGACUGUUAUUACAUUGAAGCCAGUAUCUGUUUUGCUUAUUUGCAACGUGAAAAAACUAGAUUUUUUCCGAGUUGCAUUCCCAUAUUGCAAUAGUUAGUUACAUCUGAAGACUCUGAAAUAAACACCACAAUACUGUAUUUUCUUAAUAUCUAUUAAUUGGACAGUUAUAAGGGAUAUGCUAUUUGAUUAUAUAUAAUGCAGAGACUUAUUGCAGAGUUGAUUGGCAUUAGCAUUAGUGCAUUUAAUUUUAUAUCAAAUCUGAAAACUUGUGAUAUAUUAUAAUACAUAUGUUCAUAUUGGCUACUAUGUAAUUUCAGCGGACAAUAUUGCAAUGACGUGAUUUAUGGUAUAUAACAAUGAAUUAUGGUGUUAGCAGGUUUUUGUAUACAAUACGUUCAUAGAAUUAUACAAUAUUAUAGAAAUAUAUUUUAGUUAAGAUAAGACUAGUUCUAAGGUAAAUGUUAUUUUGUUGUAUUGACCGAGGUAGACUUUGUAUUGUGUACUCAUCUAUUCCAGUCGCCCAACAGCUUACAUUGUAAGUUGUUCUAUUAAGGGGCAGGGCACGGAGGCGUGAGAUCUUAGUUCUCCGGAAUGGCAACGAGCGAGGAGUAUCAUAGACAAUACAUGAUGAUAUCCGUGGUGCUUCUCAUGUAUAUCUAGGCGACGAUUUUUAUAUGCCAUCAGGUGGACCGCAAGCUUGUUUGCCAUUCCAGUUAUAUAAUAAAAAAUGUUUAUAUAAAAUGAUUUGUGGUGUGGAUAUAUUUGAGCGAAGCUAUAUGACAUUGCAUAUACGAGUAGUAAUAGUCUUGUAAUAAUAUAAAUGUCAAAUAUUUUUGUUUUACAAUUUUACAUUCGUAUAGUGUGUUUAUUCUUUACUUUACAUUUAAUAGUUUUGUACUCCUAAUACCUAAUUGUAUCUGCCAAAUAUGCUGUCAAAUAAAUCCUGAGUUUUUGUUAUAUUGCAAUAUACACUUUUUUUAAUAGAGUUCAUAAUGAACACUAAUUACCUUUUAUUUAAUUAUGCUCGAUAUUUUAAUUGUAUUGCAGAACUAUUAAUGUUGUUUAUAAAAAAUAUAAUAAGGCAGUUUAAUAUGGAGGUAGGUAUAUUGAAUGUAAAAUUGUAAUGAUAUAUGAAUUAUUUAUAUUUAUUAUUGAAAAUUUAUUUUUUGUCUAAUGAAAUACAAUAUUAUAUUUCUUAUUGUCAUUUAAUUAAAAUUUAUAAUCUUUAUGGAAGAAAAUUGGCAUAUGUAAAAUUUUAAUACAGUAUAGUUUCUGAAACUUCAUUAUAAAAUGCAAUUCGCUUAUUUAUAUUUCAAUAUACGAUGGGUAUCAUUUAUAAUUAAGUAUAUUAUAUUUUACGAACAAAAUAUAUACUCAUUUGUUAGAAAUAAGGAAACGUAACUUCAUACCAUUGUUUCCAAUGUUUUAUUUUGUGACCCUUGUCAAACAACAAUGUACAAUGUUAGGAAAGUCGAGUUAAUAGUCAACUUUUGACAUUUUAUUAAAUAAAUUGGUAAUAUGACAACUUCCUAUAGGAAAUACCGUUCGUUGAUGUUAUUUCUGGAUAUUAUUCUUUGACAACUGUCGUAAAUGACAUAUUGACUUGACUUUACAGCGUAAUUGACUAUUUCAUAAUUACAAUAUUUUAUAUAUAAUAUCAUGAGGUAAAUUACCUAUAACAUUGUAAACAUAAGGGUCAGCUCAGAUGGACGGUAUAUGGCAAAAAAAUUAGGGUAAAUUACACAGCCGAUAGUUAUCAAAAUAAAAUAAUCAGCAGUCAUUAAAGAUAGGAAAAACAAUGGAACCAAUCGGAACAAAAUGAGUAGAGAGUCACGCAGGUUCAAUCUUCAGUCAGUCUAUUUAAUAUACAGUAUGUUUCAGUAUGACAAUAAGAGGUAGAAAGUUAAGAACACAAUACUUAAUCGAGUUAUUAAUAUUGGUUUCAUCAACUGCCACAUAUUUAUAAAAAUAACUUUAAUUUACAAUUAUUACGGCACAACUUAUUGAAUAUAUAGUUUGGCCUCCACUCCAUCCAUCUGGAAUCACCUGAAAUACAUAUUCAAAGUAGAAUAUGUGAUGGCUUAAUAUUUAUUAUAUUUUCAUUAUACAUAAAAGUGCACUCAAUUCGCUGCACAAAUAUUAAAAACGAAAUCGCCUGUUAAGCAUUUCUUUUAUGUAAGUAUAAGCACAUUCGUGACAAAGAGAUAAUGAACUUCUAAGGGUUUAGUACAUUAUUAAAUAUGUAGGAUCCAUAUUCAGACCACUCCAAUAAAAAGUUGAUGACGCGCUUUCAAUAACAAUUAAACGUUUAGUCUCUCGUAUUAUAAAUUAAUGAGUACACUCUCUUUUCUAUCACUACCUCACCGUAGAGAUAGAAAGAGACAACAGCAUCCUGCGGCUUGUUCUUUUGUAAUCUGAAUUUAUACCUCUACAUUAGUCAUUGUCCUAUGUAACCCCAAUCCGAUUGGCGCAUUUACCUGGACGAGAUUUAUGAUGGAGGAUGAUAGACAAACGCGUCUAAUAUUAUGAGAUUAAGAUAUAUGGCCCUAUAUAUGAUAUGAUGUACUAAUCCUGUUACUAUAUAGUGCUCAAUGUGUAACAGAUACUGUUUGUACUCUCGAAUACUGAUUUUUUACUUUCGUCCUUUCAUGCUUUUUGCUUGCUUUACCUUUUAUCUGUGCUUCUCUUUGUGUUUGUAACCAUAGAUUAUAUUGUAUGGUAUAAAAGUACAUUCGUAUUAGUACUCUCUAUUUGUAAGGCUCUAGAUACCUGUCGUUUUGGUUGCAAGUGUCAGCCAUCCAGUAAUACCUUGAAGCAUCCAUAGAUGGCGCUUAUACGAAUAUAUCUGUUACCCAAAAUAUUGAAGUACAAUAGUUUAAUUAUUAAUCGCAAAAUGACAUCAACGCAAUGCAAUGUAUGGUUUUUUCUUUACUUUUAAUCUCGUUAGUUUAUUUUACGUAACGUAAUUUCUAGUUAUUUAGAAAUAUUUAUAAUUAUUUGGGAUUGUUACAAUCUAUCAUAGUGGGAACCGUUGUUCUAUUUUCUGUUAUAGUUACAUGUAUUUUUCUGCUGCUUAUAUGAGCACUUAGUUUUAAAUCACCUAGUUUAAUGAAGGUAUGUACUGUAUACAUUAGAUUACGGUUAUUGAAACAAUAUCACACAAAUCUACAUAAUGUUACUGUAUGUACCUAGCCCUAUCUUUUAAGUAUACACUGUGUAAGGAAACAAACAUACUGCCAAUUUUCGUUAUUUCUAUAUACUACAUACUAUCAUAUUGUGAUGUUACUGUAUUAUUAUUCAGUCUAUUCUUGUGCCAUCGGGAAAUGUCAAAUAAAUUCGGGUAUAUUCAUGUAUAUUAAUAUAAAAUGGAUACAGUUCCUGAAUAUUGUAUCCAUUUUAUGUAAUUAUAAGAUUCUUAUAUUCUGAUAUCUAUUUAUGAUAUAUCAGAUAAAUUAAAUUUAUUACAUUAAAAUUCAAGCAGAUAUUGUUGUAUAUAAAAUAAUGAAUAUGUUUAUAUUAUGGAAUAUUUUAGAUAUUAAAAUUAU
Achroia grisella is the source of this 6679-nucleotide messenger RNA. Its product is annotated as hypoxia-inducible factor 1-alpha-like. The record is from RefSeq and is a predicted model, not a curated record. The coding region runs from base 301 to 2868 and encodes 855 amino acids. NCBI's taxonomy places the organism in Eukaryota, Metazoa, Arthropoda, Insecta, Lepidoptera, Pyralidae. Gene Ontology annotation, molecular function: protein dimerization activity; RNA polymerase II transcription regulatory region sequence-specific DNA binding; DNA-binding transcription factor activity, RNA polymerase II-specific. The transcript is spliced from 12 exons. Gene Ontology annotation, biological process: regulation of transcription by RNA polymerase II; cellular response to hypoxia. Gene Ontology annotation, cellular component: transcription regulator complex; cytoplasm; nucleus.